Cynoglossus semilaevis (tongue sole) is the source of this 1365-nucleotide messenger RNA. RefSeq names its product translocase of inner mitochondrial membrane 17 homolog A (yeast) (gene timm17a). Gene Ontology annotation, cellular component: TIM23 mitochondrial import inner membrane translocase complex. Gene Ontology annotation, biological process: protein import into mitochondrial matrix. The transcript is spliced from 6 exons. NCBI's taxonomy places the organism in Eukaryota, Metazoa, Chordata, Actinopteri, Pleuronectiformes, Cynoglossidae. The coding region runs from base 59 to 559 and encodes 166 amino acids. Gene Ontology annotation, molecular function: transmembrane protein transporter activity. The record is from RefSeq and is a predicted model, not a curated record.
GAAAAGGACUUCCGUUCUGACGUCUGACACACGUCAGAGGGAGCGACUAAAGAACAAAAUGGAGGAAUAUGCCAGAGAGCCUUGCCCCUGGAGGAUUGUAGAUGACUGUGGUGGAGCCUUCACCAUGGGAGCCAUUGGAGGGGGAAUAUUUCAGGCAGUGAAGGGCUUUAGAAAUGCACCCUCAGGGAUGAGCCACAGAAUGAGAGGAAGUUUGACUGCAAUCAAGACCAGAGCCCCACAGCUGGGAGGUAGCUUUGCAGUUUGGGGAGGUCUUUUUUCCAUGAUCGACUGUGGUUUAGUCAAAGUCAGAGGAAAGGAAGAUCCAUGGAACUCCAUAACCAGUGGAGCCAUGACAGGAGCCAUACUUGCUGCAAGAAAUGGCCCUGUGGCCAUGGUGGGGUCAGCAGCCAUGGGAGGUAUUCUACUGGCAUUGAUAGAAGGAGCUGGAAUCUUACUUACAAGGUUUGCGUCUUCACAGUUCCCAACAGGUCCUCAGUUUGCUGAGGAGCCUGCACCCAUGUCUACUUCGUCCUUUGGAGACUACAGACAAUAUCAGUGAGAAGACUCAGUGUUUCUCUGUCCUUUAGGCCUUUUUUUUAAAAUUCCUUGCUUAAGUUAUGAAGAAGAAACUGGGAUGCAAAACAUAAUGCAUCAAACGAGAAAAAACUACAAAAAACUACAUCCAAUUUUAUGGAUUCUGACUGAGAUGUGAAGAACAAACCUGCAUCUCCAUUUCUUUCAGAAGAGCCAUGUACAGACUUGUCUUUUUAAACUUACUGUGCACAUCUGUUUGACAUCACACUUGUCCAAUACAGAGAUGUGCAUGUGAAUAUAAGGCUUUGUUUUUUUCAAAAGAAAUAGUUCUUGUAACCUCACAUGCAGCAAUUCAGGCAGGAUGGAAAACUGGAUAAAACACUGCAUAUAGACCACAUUAAAUUAUAUUUAAGAAGAAUACUUGUGUGUAUAUAUAUACAUCAAAGCGCUCUUUGUGUUUGUGUUUUUACAUGUCUUGGUCAUUACUUGACUGGCAUGUGUAACCUGCUUGUGCUGGUCCCAGACUUUUUGUUGUACUCUGUUUGACUUUAUUUCCAGUUAGGAAAGUGAGCUUCUUGCAAGUACAAAAUAUUCCUGAAAAUGUAUAAAUUCUGAAGUAAUUUAUUUAUUUCAAAUCGUAAAGAGUUGGGACCAGGGGUUGUGUUUUGUUUGACAUUUACAUGAAUCACAGCGCUGUAGAACAUUUUAUAGUGACAAAAAUAUGGCAAAGACUGUACAAAUAAAUGGAGAAACUUGAGCAAGGGAUUGAUGUAAAGUUUAAGCUGUAUUCCAGAUUCUUCUAUGGUACAAUAAAAACCAUGUUAUAAAAAA